UAACACCGUGGCGGCUUCCGGUUCCCGAGGACACGUCACUCAUUGGACUGAGGAAGAGGAGCUGUGCUAACCGCUGCUAGCUGCACACUUAGCCUCCAACCCAAGAAACAUGUCUAACUCCGUGAUCUCGGUGGUCGGCCGGUUCCUGGAGGAGUACGGCUCCUCGACGGUCAACAAGCUGAAGGUGGUGGACGCCUAUCUGCUCUACAUCCUGCUGACGGGAGCAAUGCAGUUCCUCUACUGUCUGCUGGUCGGUACCUUCCCCUUCAACAGCUUUCUGUCCGGAUUCAUCUCGUGUGUUGGCUCCUUCAUCCUCGCAGUGUGUCUUCGUAUCCAGAUCAACCCACAGAACAAGGGAGACUUCCUGUCCAUCUCUCCAGAGAGGGCCUUUGCUGACUUCCUGUUCGCUCACACUGUCCUCCACCUGGUUGUGAUGAACUUCAUCGGUUGAAACUAACUAAUUAGUCCCCUCCCAGAAGAUCACGACAAGAGAAGAUGACAAAUCUCCCCGUCAAGACAUGAUGCCGCAUUCCACCGUCAACACUGAAUCAGUUGCAUCUUGUCACAUGUGAUACAGUACAAUUUUUUUACUGAUAAACUGGUUGAUCUCUCUCUUUUUUUUUUAAAUGUACAAAUUUGUAAAGCAUUCCCUUUUUGCACUGAGGUGACGAAAUAAAAACAACAGACAUGUGGUGAA
Pleuronectes platessa (European plaice) is the source of this 697-nucleotide messenger RNA. It is a transcript of the gene dad1, whose product is annotated as defender against cell death 1. NCBI's taxonomy places the organism in Eukaryota, Metazoa, Chordata, Actinopteri, Pleuronectiformes, Pleuronectidae. The record is from RefSeq and is a predicted model, not a curated record. Gene Ontology annotation, cellular component: oligosaccharyltransferase complex; membrane. Gene Ontology annotation, biological process: protein N-linked glycosylation. The transcript is spliced from 3 exons. Bases 110 to 451 code for a protein of 113 amino acids.